CCGCGGGCCGGAGCGGCGCGGCGGCCCCGCAGGAAGUGGGAGGUGUUCCCGGGCCGCAACCGCUUCUACUGCGGCGGCCGCCUCAUGCUGGCGCGGCACAGCGGCGUCUUCGCCCUCACGCUCGGCCUCAUCCUGGCCACCAGCGGCCUCUUCUUCGCCUUCGACUGCCCCUUCCUUGCCAGUCACCUGACCCUGGCCAUCCCCAUCAUUGCUGCCGUCCUCUUCUUCUUUGUCAUCAGCUGCCUGCUCCAGACAAGCUUCAGGGACCCAGGAAUCCUGCCCAGAGCCACCCCCAGCGAGGCUGCAGACCUGGAGAAGCGAAUUGGAAAUCUACUGGAGCACCUGAGACCUGCUGCUGUCCUUCCCCACAGUGAUGGAGACAGCAUGGGCAGCUCCACGUACCGUCCCCCAGCCCGCACCAUGGAGGUGGUGAUCAACAAGUAUGUGGUGAAGCUCAAGUACUGCUACACCUGCAAGAUGUUCCGGCCGCCGCGCACCUCGCACUGCAGCGUCUGCGACAACUGCGUGGAGAGAUUCGAUCACCACUGCCCCUGGGUGGGCAACUGCGUGGGCAAGCGCAACUACCGCUACUUCUACGCCUUCAUCCUGUCCCUGUCCUUCCUCACCGCCUUCAUCUUCGCCUGCGUCGUCACCCACCUCACCCUGCGCUCUCAGAGGGAUGGGUUCCUGGCCACUCUGAAGACAACCCCUGCGAGUGUGCUGGAGCUGGUGAUUUGUUUUUUCUCAGUCUGGUCCAUUUUGGGCCUCUCAGGUUUUCACACUUACUUAGUCGCCUCCAACCUGACGACAAACGAAGAUAUCAAAGGCUCCUGGUCCAACAAGAGGGGCUCAGAGUUUGCCAAUCCCUACAGCCAUAAAAGCAUCCUCACAAACUGCUGUGCAGUGCUGUGUGGACCAUUCCAUCCCAGCUUGAUAGACAGAAGAGGAUUUAUCCAGCCAGAUACGGGGACCCCGUCCAGUCCCAAGAGUGAAAUCCCUUCCCUUGGAGCCAAAACUGACAGCAGCAUGGUAGGAGGCAUUCCCUAGCAGUGCUGUGAUGUUCCCAGUGCCUGCUGUGCCUGCACCUUGCUCCAGCCAGUACCUUCCCCUGUGACACCCCUGGCCUCAGGAGGGACAGCCCUGAGCUGCCAAAGACUCGAGCCAUGCGUUGCCUUCUUUUUUUUACAUUUAUUUAUUACUUUUUUGUUUAUUUGUUUCACUGUGAUGUGGCCUGUCAGGGGUGUUGCCUGACAGAGCCCAACAGCUUGUGGGACCCUUGGACUCGUGCUGGAAGCAGGGGGUCCCCAGGAGUCCCCAGACCCCUGAGCUCCAGGGCAUUGCUGUGAUUCCUGCUGGGAAUGAGAUGGGCCAAGGCUGGGAGCUGGGCACUGGCAGAUGAUUCCCACUUGGGGCUGGGCCUGGAGGAGGUGUCACCUCCCUGGUGUCCCUGCUAGCUCCAUCAACACACCCUGUUCCCCUGGGCCACCUGGCAGGGCUGUUGUGGCUCUCAGGCUGCAGCUGCUUCCCCUCUGCAGAAGCUGCUGUGCCUGGGUGAGCUGGGAGGACUCAGGAUGUCCUGGGUGACCCCUGCUGAUCCUGUUUCCUGGCUGAGGCUGUGUUUUGGCCCUGCCAGUUGGUCAGACACGUUUUGCAGCAAGGACACGAGUCAGGGGACCCUCAUCUAGCAGGGAAGAAGAAACUCUGUGCUCUGUGACUCUCAGGAGAUGCAGGUCACAAGGCUGCAGGGGUCAGGUUUGGGAGCUGGAGCUUCCCAGGAUUGUGUCCUGUCUGUGGGAGACCAAAAGGCAGCAGAAGAGUGUGAAUUCCUGAGGGUCACACCAUUCCCAGCUGGGAAGCAGUGAGGGGUGCUCGGGGUGUGCUCUUGGUUUGGGUUUCUGAGCAGCAGAGUGUCCCCAGGGCUGUCCCCAGUGCCCUGGGAGCCAUUCCAGCUCUCAUCCAUGAGCAUCCCUCUGCACCCAGGCAGCCAGCUCUGUGUCCCUGGGGUGAAGGCAGAGCACAAACCUCGUAGCAAUACUUGAAUCGUGUUCUUCAAAGCUGCUGGAUAUUUUUGCACAAUUUUAGGACUUUUUUCUACGUAGAACAUUUUCUGUCCUGUGCAGGGAGCACGGUGCACGUUGGCACCAGGGCAGAGGCUCACAGUGCCGAGCUGCCUGGCAGGUUUCCUUGGAUCAGACAGACCAGUUUCAACCUGGGGCAGGGGCAGCACAUUUUGGGGGGCAGCCCAGCCCCCCUGAGCUCACCAGUAUCGUGCUUUGUACUCUGCAAGUGCCUGUGCCAGGGGGAUGGAGAGGAGCAGUGAGGAGGGGGUUACCAGGGGCCAGACUCCUUCCUGUUUUUAUUUAAACCAGUUUCCUUUGUUACUCAAUAAAAUUCUAUUUUGAAAGAGUUAACUGCUUGGAUGAUUAUUUUCCUCCUUGAGGACAGAAGGGGGCAGGUGUGUCCCAGGGUUUGGCAUCUCCCAGGUGCCAGCUGGGCUCUGUUAGGCUCAGGCCUCACCUGGAAACUCCUGGAAGCUCCUGCUGGGAGGGAUGAGCAGCAGCUGACGCUGCUGUGACUCCUGCUGGAGCAAAGGGAAUUUCUGUCCCACAUUUCCAGGCCGGGCAGGGGCUCAUCCCCUCCCUGCUGUUGUCACCUCAGUGUCCCUUCCCCAGCUGGGCUCUGUGCCCCAUCUGUGCCAGCCCCUCUGGCCCCGUGGCAGGUGUGAGGUGCAU
Molecule: messenger RNA, 2732 nt
Organism: Passer montanus (Eurasian tree sparrow)
Lineage: Eukaryota; Metazoa; Chordata; Aves; Passeriformes; Passeridae
Gene: ZDHHC18
Product: zinc finger DHHC-type palmitoyltransferase 18
Exons: 9
Coding region: 85-1047 (320 amino acids)
Biological process (GO): protein targeting to membrane; peptidyl-L-cysteine S-palmitoylation
Cellular component (GO): Golgi apparatus; endoplasmic reticulum
Molecular function (GO): protein-cysteine S-palmitoyltransferase activity
Source: RefSeq, a predicted model, not a curated record